Fusarium redolens is the source of this 912-nucleotide messenger RNA. RefSeq lists its product as uncharacterized. NCBI's taxonomy places the organism in Eukaryota, Fungi, Ascomycota, Sordariomycetes, Hypocreales, Nectriaceae. The record is from RefSeq and is a predicted model, not a curated record. The transcript is spliced from 2 exons. Bases 1 to 912 code for a protein of 303 amino acids.
AUGAAGGCAACGCGGCUUUCUCUGACGUUUGUUCUGCUUGCGCUCUGCGGGAAUGGACACGCAGGCCCAUGCAAGCCAAAGUCCUCAUCGACAGCUCUCGACGCAACCUCUUCCACUGAGGUCUCGACAGCCACAGAUGCAAGUUCUGUUGCGGAGUCUUCGACGACUUACCUCUCUUCUAUCAUUUCCGAAUCCAUUGCUUCAACAGCCACGGCGACAUCUGAUUCCCAACUUUCCUCCUCGACUGAGCUUCCCACUUCGUCUAUCACUACCGAGACAGCUACUGCGACCACUUCAGUUGCUGAACUCUCCUCCUCGGUCGAGACCCUCACUACGUCCAAUACUGCUGAGGCAACCACUUCUGAUGCUCCGACAACCACCACUACGACUGAGGAAUCUGCACCCUCUGGACUCUUUCUGAACCCAUCGUUUGAUGAACCAAAUGGCGACGGAGAUUUUGACGGAUCUCCGUGGACUUUGGAAGACGCUGUCUCUCCCAUCUCCGUCAGAAUCAACUCUGACCUUGCCCACACAGGCUCCCACUCAGCAUAUUGGUCUAUCACAAGCGCCGCACAAGCUGGCACUGUCAAGCAGACAGUCUCCCUGGAACAAAGCAAGUUGUACACGCUGUCAUACUGGUGGUACGUCGACGAAGACCAGCAGCCACAAAACCUCGGUGACUGCUACAUAACUAUUGAGCAAAGAAGCACCGACGGGUUGACAGCUACCUUCCCUGAGUUCCUGGCCCUUGCGACACCUUUACCCCUCAAGACCUGGACUAAGCGCGAUUUCCUUUUUAAUUCCGUAAACAUCAGUCCAGCAAUCAUGGUGUUCUCUGUCUCUUGUGUUACUAGUGCGGGCAGUGGACUCAAGGUUGCUAUUGACGAUAUUCAAUUGUCAGCGCAGGCUUAG